Molecule: messenger RNA, 4846 nt
Organism: Gryllus bimaculatus (two-spotted cricket)
Lineage: Eukaryota; Metazoa; Arthropoda; Insecta; Orthoptera; Gryllidae
Source: the annotation of a GenBank genome assembly
AUGAACUGGGGCGGUCGGGGCGGCCGCGACGGCGGCGGCGGCGGUCGGCGUUGGCGCGCGUCCAAACACGAGGAAGAUUCGGCGCCGCCAAAUACGGCGAGCCGAGGUUGUUUUGAGAGAGGAGCCACACAGCCCUGCAUGAUGGUUGUUGGGAGUAAGAAGGCCUGGGAGGGACUGUUGGGAUCGGCCGUGGUCCAGAAGAUACCAGAUGCAAAGGCAGAUUAUGACGAACGUACUCUCGACACGCACCAGCUCGUCAUCCAGACGCCGCGCGACGAGGGCGCCUCGCUGCUGCACGCCGGCGCGCUGCUCGCGCACCUCGACGUGGUGCGCGCCGCCGUCGCCGUCACCGUCCAGCUCUUCGACACAACUUGGAGACUGAAAGAUAUUUGUUAUUCGCCCAGUAUUCCAAAUUUUGAAGAAAAUUAUAUAGAUCAAAUAUUCGAAAACGUAAUGCCAUGUGCCAUCAUAACACCUUUAGAUUGCUUCUGGGAAGGCUCUAAAUUGCUGGGUCCUGAUUACCCUGUUCACAUACCAACUUUAGGAGCUAAGGUGAAAUGGACAAAUCUCAACCCCUUGAAAAUUGUGGAGGAAAUGAGAAAUUUCGAUUUCCACCAUUUUCCCUUCGACACUUUGGAGGAUUAUAUGAAGAGGGCAGGAAUUAGUAGUGGGUACCAAGAAAAACCAUGCCUCGAUCCUAGUGAUGUCGAAUGCCCAGAAACAGCAUCAAACAAGAAAGCUGGCCAGUCUCCAGAUAUUGGUGCUGAACUGACAGGAGGGUGUUAUGGAUUUGCUGCCAAGUACAUGCAUUGGCCAGAGGAUCUAGUUGUUGGAGGUACAACCAAGAACAAAACAGGACAUAUUCAAAAAGCAAGAGCCUUACAAACAGUAGUUCAGUUAAUGGGAGAGCGAGAGCUUUAUGAAUUCUAUUCAGAUACAUACAAAGUUCACCAUGUCGAAUGGACUCAAGAAAAGGCAGCUAUAGUUCUUGAAACAUGGCAAAGAAGGUUUUCAGAGGAAAUACGUCGUCAGCUCAAUGGAGAAAACAUUACUGCGUACAACAUAUAUGCAUUUUCUACAGCUACAUUAAAUGAUAUCCUUAGUCAGUUCUCAGAGCUCAGUGUUGUAAAAAUGGUAGCUGGAUAUCUUUCAAUGUUGCUGUAUGCAGGAGUUUCUCUCUUUCGAUGGCAUGAUCCAGUUCGCUCACAAGCAGGAAUAGGCAUAGCAGGUGUUAUCCUAGUCUCCAUUACUGUUGCAGCUGGCCUAGGUUUUUGUGCCUUGUUGGGCAUUGCAUUUAAUGCAUCUACCACACAGAUAGUGCCAUUCCUUGCCUUGGGUCUGGGUGUUGACGAUAUGUUCCUUUUAACACAUACGUAUGCGGAGCAAAAUUCUUCAAAUAUUAAAUCAGAUGAACAUACUGGCAUUGUCCUGAAAAGAUCUGGGCUAAGCAUUCUGUUAACUUCCUUGAGCAAUGUUUGUGCCUUCUUUGCAGCUGCUAUCAUUCCCAUUCCUGCUCUAAGAGUCUUCUCCCUCCAAGCAGCAGUAUUAGUCCUUUUCAACUUGGGUGCAAUGUUGCUCGUCUUCCCUGCCCUAGUUAGUUUUGAUCUCCGUCGUAGACGAGCAGGGCGAUUAGAUUUGCUUUGCUGUUGUGUCGCUCCAUCCAGUUCAGAUACUGGAAGCCAUAUGUGGCCAUGUAUUUCUCUACCUCCAGCACCACAGAGAACAAAUCGGCGAAGAGGGCAAGUUGUACCAGAACAACCAAAAAAGUUGCAGGCUAUCACACGAGCACUACCCCCGGAUCGUCAGCAAACAGUCACUGUUCUAGCCAGUCCACAGCCAGCCACUCAAUUGCCUAAUGCUCCAGAAUGUUGGGUGGGUUCUACCCGAGAGCUGUUUGAAUACAGAUCCAAGAGAAAGGUUGUGUCAAUGGUAAUGCUGGGUUUUGUUUUGGCCAGCAGUGUUUGGGGUCUCACUAAAGUUACUGAUGGUUUAGAUCUCACUGACAUUGUACCCCAACACACUGAUGAACAUGCAUUCCUCACAGCACAAAGUCGGUACUUUGGAUUUUACAAUAUGUAUGCUGUAACUCAGGGAGAUUUUGAAUAUCCAACUAAUCAGAAACUUUUAUAUGAGUAUCAUGAUGCUUUCAUGAGAAUUCCAAAUAUUAUAAAAAAUGAUGACGGAGGUUUGCCAGAGUUUUGGCUUAGCAUGUUUAGAGACUGGCUCAUUGGUGUACAAAAAGCUUUUGAUCGAGACUGGGCCAGAGGAAGUAUUACUCAAGAAAAGUGGUAUUCCAAUGCUUCAGAUGAAGGCAUUCUUGGCUACAAACUUUUGGUGCAGACUGGACAUGUAGAUAAUCCGAUAGACAAAUCUCUUGUGAAUCAAGUGCGACUAGUUGAUUCUCAUGGAAUUAUAAAUCCCAAAGCAUUUUAUAACUAUUUGAGUGCAUGGACAUCAAAUGAUGUUUUGGCAUAUGGUGCUUCACAAGCAAAUCUCCGACCUCAGCCAAGACAAUGGAUCCAUGCUCCAGAUGACUUUGAACUAAAAAUUCCAAAAUCUGCUCCAUUAGUGUACACUCAACUUCCAUUUGAUCUUCAUGGAUUGGGAUCAACAGAGCAUAUAACUAACCUCAUCGGCCAAGUGCGGGCACUUUGCCAGAAGUUUGAAGAACGUGGACUUCCAAACUAUCCUUCAGGAAUUCCAUUCCUGUUUUGGGAACAGUAUCUAGGGCUCAGACAGUCCUUAGGCUUAGCUCUAUUGUGCGCCCUAGCUGCAGUAUUUCUAGUGGUAGCAGUGUUACUCUUCAAUUUAUGGUCAGCUGUACUUGUGGUUUUUGCUCUGGCUGCUAUGGUUCUACAAUUGUUGGGUGUGAUGGGACUGUUGGGCAUCAAACUCAGUGCUAUUCCAGCAGUUUUGCUAAUUGUGGCAGUUGGAAUAGGAGUUCAUUUCACUGUUCACAUAAGCAUGGGGUUUGUUACAAGUAUUGGUUGCAGAGAUCGAAGGAUGCAACUAGCGUUAGAAUCCUUGUUUGCACCUGUGAUACAUGGGGCAUUCACCACACUACUUGGGUUACAGUUUUCACUAUACUUCUUCUAUGUUUUAUUUGCCCUCAUAGCAUUGGGUCUUUUAAAUGGUCUAGUCUUUUUCCCCAUCCUUCUUUCACUUAUUGGACCACGGGCAGAGGUGGUCCCACACGAGUAUCCAGAUCGCAUCUCAACGCCCUCUCCUCCACCAUCACCAGUUCGUGUUCGAUCAGGCUCUUGUCGGGUCACCAAAAUUUCCACCCCCAGAAGAGGACACUCACAUUCAAACAGACUCCACAGAGCGCCUUCUCUUACCACUAUUACUGAGGAGGCAAAUUCCUGGCACUCCACUCAUGAAAUAGUGGUGCAGCCUGAGCUUGUAGUGGAGACUACAUACAGUCCAACACAGAAUACUUCAGCAAGUUGUGACAGCUCUUCAUCACAUAGUUCAACACCACCUCCAUCUUCAUCUCAGACUCACGUCACCACAAAAGUAACUGCCACAGCUCAUGUAAAAGUUGAAGUUCAUACACCUCGACCUGGUGUCAUAGAUCGUGAUGGAAACAAAUCACGCCAGAGUCGCCACCGUGACUCAGGCUCUGAGCCUGAAUCCUCCGACAGCAUGGGUCGGCACAGCUAGCAUCAUGACUGUGCAACCCUUUGUGUUACCAGUGUCCUGCUAUUUUGAAAGGCAGGCAUCAAGCAAACCAUGCAGUAUGAAGCAACUCAGUACCUGUUCCACCCACAUAUUGUGGCUUCUUUUUCCACUGUACCUAGUACAUAAAAUUGGCUGCAUCUCAGCAUUUAGAGUUUUGUUGUUGUUGUUGGUACACAAAGAUCCUUGAUAUUUGAAGAACCUAUCAAAUGGUUAAUUCAAGGAACCUAAUAAAAAAUAACUACAUUUUUGUCUGCUGAACAUUAAUGUAUGUUAUUUGAUGAUGCACAUUGCUAUUUCAAUUGAUAUUUCUUUGCAACUCUCCAUAGUUUUAUACAUGUGCAUGGCAGGAAGAAUUUGUGUUCCAAAAAAUUAAAAUGCUCAUCUCUCAAAAUUUUAAGAAAAUAUUAAGAUGUAUUUGAUAAGUUCAGUAAGAAUUUUUUUCAUUUAGAAAUUGUUUCUUUGAUGUAAAUUAUGAGAUAAAUAAUUAUCAAUGUUAAACUCUACUUUCUGUCUUGCAGCCACCACCAAUUCCUCCUUGAUCAGUUGCAUUUAUUUAUCAUACUUUCUAUUCACUAUCAUCAAUUUUUCAUCAUAAUAGUAGGAUAUCAUCUCUUAUUUAUAAAUCAGGUAGAAAGUGUACUUUCUGUUUAAUGUACAAUGUUUGGUGAGUGCCAGUUUGCAUAUUUUUAUGUAUAUUGUAUUUUAUUAAAUAGACCAAACAAAUGUAAGAAUGUAAUGAGCAAGUGGCCUAAUAAGUUAACAGAGUGAAAGAGGAUGCAUGUGUGUAAAAAGAUGUACAGAUUUUUAUGCAGCUGUUACUGCUCUGUAAGUAUGAAUAAUGUAUAAUGUAAGUAAUGUAACAUAAACUGAUUUUGUUGAAGAACAAAGUGAAACAAUGUUUCAGAGCAAGGUGACUUUAUAAAUACCUCUUAAAAUAAGAAAUACUAUUAAGUAUAUGUAGGUCUUGUACUGGUUAAUGAUUUGUGAAAAAUUUAUUUGUUUCUAACUUAUUUGAGGAAACACUUGCAAAUGUAUGUACAAUAUCACUUUCAACUGAAAUGUUUUAUAUCAUAGUCAACACAAAGUUCAAUCUAUCAUGAAAUGUAUAUCAACUAAGUCGAUUAUUAUAUGUUGUGAAGAAUAAAUCAUAUUCAAGUCUGAAAUA